CAUUGACAAAAAGUCAGACGCCGGUUUGAUUCUGGUGUGUGAUCAAUCUGUUUUGUUUUGAAACUCAAGUCGUCCAACAAAAUGUCGUACUGUUCGUGGUUUGGCGGAGAGAAGUACCGGGAUACGUUUGACUCAGGUAUAUAUGUAUGCUCCAAAUGUAGCUAUGAACUAUUCUCCAGUAAAACCAAAUAUGAGCACAACUCACCUUGGCCAGCAUUUACAGAGACUAUACACAAGGACAGUGUAUCAAGAAGACGCGAGUCAGCUAAUGCCAUUAAGGUGUCUUGUGGUAAAUGUGGCAAUGGUUUGGGUCAUGAAUUCCUAGGUGAUGGUCCUAAAGCUGGGCAAUCAAGAUUCUGAAUAUUCUCAUCCUCAUUGCAGUUUAAACCAAAUAAAGAUAUGGCUGAAACUGUCAAUGGGUCAAAGUAAGGAGACUUUGCUGUGAAUGCUUACAUGAAACCCUGGAAAAAAAGUCUAGUUUUGUAUUGCAUGAAAGAAACUAUGUACAAAAAAACUGUUAUGAGAUCUUCCAUGUGGAUGGCAGUGACAACACACUAUAUAUGUUAUUCUCACAACUGCUGCACCUCGUUCUCCGAUUACAGUAGAUUUAUCUGUGUCUUUGGAUUUGUAGAUUGAUUAUCAGUGGGAAGUAUCAUAUUUGCUCUAUUAGAGCAUGGAAGGAACGGAUUAGAGCAUGUGCUUACUAUAGAAUACUUUAUUUUCGCUUAGAAUUAAUUUUUGCUAUUUUCGGUGAAAAUAAAAUCCAAUGAACAUGCCGUUGUUCCUAUAUUCCUACAUUCAACUCGUCAAAAAUCAGUGAAAAUAAAUUCCAUACAAAACACCCUAUUCUCUAGACUAUUCAGCGAGAAUUAAUUCCAGCUAAAAUAAAGUAUUUUACAGUAUGUAAAUAACAGAUCAGUCUACAGUCCAAAUUACCGGUAUGUCUUAUUUCAAUGAUCUAGCAUUCAAUUUUGGGUGUGUGUGCUUCUAAUCAAGUACAUACUGUAAUCAUGACAAAAUGCAUCAAUGUGGAAUAAAGCUAUGAGUAUGGACAACCAAUUUGAUGAAAACUUUAAAUUUUUCAGGGAAAAAAAUGUUGCAUACCAUCACACAGCAUGAUCAGAGUAUGCUGAAUGGCGCCCUCUACAAUCAUUUACAAUUACCAUCAAUAUGCCAGCAUUUUAAUACAAUACAAUUUCUAUGCAUUUGAAUGUAUUUUUAACCAAAAGAAUAUUUUGGCAUUAUUGGAGUAUCAAAGAGGCUAGGUGCUCUUUGUAUCACAUGUAUUUAGAAGGGCCAGGCACACACAGAGAUGAAAUGUAAAAUUGUUCUAUAGUGCAUGCUUUGGGUUCUGUAUUUAAGAUGUUAUACAAGACAGACAAGUUUUCAGGGUUUCAUGUCUUAAGAUUAUGCACUAGUCAUCUUAGCAGACAAUACUAAUCACUCUUAUUUCAAUUCUUAUAAUGUGAUUUAUAUUCAAGUUCAGUUGACUAGUGUAUCGUCUAAGGUGUGUUAUGAAUGCAUUGGCACUGUGUUAUAGUAUUCCUGUCUAAUCAAUGAGGCGUUCUCGUCGAAACCCCACAUGGGGAGACGGGUGCUGCUGAUGUUUAAGUGACGUGCUAUAAUUCACUGCUUGACUUUUCAUAACAUAUCCUUAUUUUUAAUAUUUAAAAACAAAAAUCGUUUAUCCAAGAGUAUAAAAAUGUAAUAUUAACUAAAGCUUUCAAGUUUUUCCAUACUGGUGUGUGUGUAUGUUAUCUGAAAAACCAAUCCAAUUGCUGACAUUUUUACAAAUGUCAAUGCAAUGCAGUGUUUCAAUUUUCUAUUUAGACUCUUCAUUCAUGCAAUUCAAUUUGUGCAAUUAAGUACGCAUGAAACCUCUUUCUAAGCUUUCUUUUUGGUGCUACAGCGUAUGGAAAAAUGAUUGUUACAUAACACAGUAAAUUGGUUUAGAAUUAAUCCAUGAUUGAUUUACAAACAUUGUAAGGAUGGGAUCCAAGGAUGUUCAUUGACAUCUAGUAUGGGUUGCAAAUACUAGUAUUGACUCGACCCUCGUUUGUACCAAGAGUUCAUUACUAUGGGUUUGAACUAAAAUCAUAUGUAAUAAAAUAAUUUCAUUAGCAGAUAUUUUUUGUAAUUCACAAUUGUGAAGUGUUUAAUGUGAUUCAUGUUUGUAAAUUGGUUACUUAGUACUUAACAUUUGUAGGGAGACAAUUCCAUCAAAUUCACUCAAAUAAUGUUGCUAGAUAAGCAGUUUUAGAUUUUAUUUGUGAAAUUUAAAGAGUUCAUACAAAUGGAUAAUCUGCUAUUUGGUAGAAUUAAUUUGAAUUGGUGUAAUUUUUAAAAUGUUUAUUUACAAGACUAAGUGUUGGCCACCAUUAGGGAAUAUUAUUACUAUCCAGAAUUGUUGGUUACACAUUGUCAGUCAGAGAAAAUUGGGGCUGUUUGAAUGAAUUUUUGAGCCAUUACAAAUUCUUUUCAAGUGUUUUAUUGUUGUUUAGUUAUUAUAAUCAGAACUAUCAAUGGAUUGUGAAUUUACACAUUUCAAUAUUUGUAUCCUGGAUGUGAUAAUAAAAUUGAUAAUCAAAGU
Messenger RNA from Saccoglossus kowalevskii, 2590 nucleotides. RefSeq names its product selenoprotein X, 1 (gene Sepx1). Gene Ontology annotation, cellular component: nucleus. Lineage: Eukaryota; Metazoa; Hemichordata; Enteropneusta; Harrimaniidae. Gene Ontology annotation, molecular function: peptide-methionine (R)-S-oxide reductase activity. The record is from RefSeq and is marked validated. Gene Ontology annotation, biological process: protein repair.